AUGGCGCUUAGCGUAAGUUCUCCCGCUGCAUCGCACACAUAUUAUGUAAUCCAUAAACAGCCUCUCCUCCUCUCUCUGUCGCACGGUGUGCACUCCCCUCCUCUCUAUCCCUGCCAGUCUCAUGUUCCACAAUGCGCUGGCCUCUUCUCUUUGGAGGUCUUCUUCUAUAGUCUAGAUGAUAUAUAUAUAUAUAUAUACCGUACGUACAUGCUAUAUAGCAGCAUGUUAGAGAGCCAUCACUUAUGCGAAGGCUACUUUAUAUCUGACACUUUGAGUUUAUGCUUUGGAACGUCCUCUCCAGGAAGAGUCUGGGACCGGCUUCCUGGAGCUUUGCCGAAGGACUCGCGACCGCCGCGCCCUCUCGCCAUGGAAGGCCUCGAGCGCGCGGGAGACGAGUCUAUGGAAGAUGUCUUCCUCCAGGAUGACCUUUGCCCGACCAUCGCAGAGCAUGCGACACAAUGCCAGUCUCUUUUCCACAAGUGCAUGGCCAUGCCGGAGAUAGUGCCAGACCCUACCGUCGUGGACGACCAGCUGGCACGCUUUUCUCUGUGGGCAUCAAACAUGGAUGUUUACGGGCCACUCAAUGUCUCGCUGGACUACAGGCUCCGCUUCAGUCCCACAGCUGCGGAUAUCAUACAUCAGCUCCUGGAUAUUAUUUGCGAUACCUUGCUCUCUUACGGACUGAAGAUCAAGGCUAAUGGGGGUCUCGACAUUAAAAUUGCUCUGCUUACACUGCAAAAACUUCCCAGCGAUGAAGAUGAGAAUGCGGAGAACGUCGACAGCGACCAACCGUUAGAGGAUGAUGAUGGGCCGGCCGAGGCUGUUAGAAUUACACGCGCAUCCAUGUACAGCGUACAGGACAACGAGGACCUGGGUUUCCAAGACGAUGACGCUGAGGCUGCAGAUGGCAAUGUAGACAUCAGUGCACAGGUGACAGUACUCGACCUAGAGGACAAAGACGACCUGGGUAUGACGAAGCUUCAGCACGCGGUGCAGGCCGGCGAUCUAGGCUUGGUCGAGUCCUUGAUCCAGAGCGGCGCAAGUGUAAAUUUUAGGGACGAAAAUGGCCAAACGCCCCUGCAUUACGCUGCGGAAAGGGGCUUCUUCGAGUGCAUGGAAGCCCUGGUCGAGCACGGUGCGGAUUUAUAUAUCAUUGACAACUCUGGAUUUUUCCCCGCUUCUUUGGGCCGUGGUUGCCGGGCAAGAGGGCGCAACUACGGGACUGUUAAAGUCUGCGCUCGCCCGGGCAGCCAGUCUGGGAUGACUGCUAAAAUGCUAGUUGAACACCGUGCCAGCAUAUCUGAUACCCGAAGUACGCAGCAGACUCUGCCUUUGGGAGAAGCGGCAGCUGCUGGCAACCUCCUUACUGUUCGAUUGCUCUUCGGACAUGGUGAGGAUCUGAACCAUCGUGAUUGCGAUUGUUGGUCCGCGAUACAUUGGGCAGCAGAGGAGGGCCAUCUGGAGAUUGUGCGUUUGCUGGACGCUGGAGCCAACCCCAACGCUGUCAACUCGUACGGGCAAGCCGACCCACCCAAGUCAACAUGCCACGGCUGGACUGCACUACACCACGCCGCCUUCAUGAGGCACUCCCAUGUCGUCCAGGCCCUCAUAGAAGACGACCGCAUACGAUCCACUGCCUCUCAGCAGGACAACCACGGCUACCUUCGCCAGGCUAUUACCUUAGGCAACAUCCCCAUGAUCAAACUUCUGUUCAAACUGGGUCACGAUAUCAAUGGCAUGAACUCUGGAAGGAAGACUGCGCUCUACUAUACCGCGAAGAAGCGCAUGCUUUCCAUCAUGGAACUGCUUCUUGAUCUGGGUGCGGACCCCAACAUUCUCCACGCGGGGCGGAAGAAUUCAUUUCGACUGGUGACGCUUUACUGCGGCUCAACCGAGCAGGAUACCGACUGA
This is a messenger RNA of Microsporum canis CBS 113480, 1911 nucleotides long. Its product is annotated as ankyrin. Bases 1 to 1911 code for a protein of 636 amino acids. The transcript has 6 exons. NCBI's taxonomy places the organism in Eukaryota, Fungi, Ascomycota, Eurotiomycetes, Onygenales, Arthrodermataceae. The record is from RefSeq and is a predicted model, not a curated record. Gene Ontology annotation, molecular function: protein binding.